Messenger RNA from Drosophila kikkawai, 3209 nucleotides. NCBI's taxonomy places the organism in Eukaryota, Metazoa, Arthropoda, Insecta, Diptera, Drosophilidae. The record is from RefSeq and is a predicted model, not a curated record.
UCUAAUAAACUCAGAUGAAACCUUAUUAAAAAAUAUUUGGUUUCAUUAAAUUACAAGCCAAGUGUAGAUAAGUUUCUUUAUCAAGCCAGCAUAAUUGCUGCCAUAAAUACAGUUUUCAUAUAAAUUCAUAAGCUCCUCACAAAGUAAGUCUCUCCAGAACAGCAACAUGGAGCUGACUUAUGUUCUCCUCCAAGUGGUGGUGGCUCUUCUGGCUAUCGCCGGAUACUCCUAUUACCGCACAAUGACCUACUUCAAGCGUCGAGCCAUCCCCCACGAUCCGCCGCAUUUGUGGCUGGGCAAUAUGAGGGGAUUCAACGAAGAUCGCACCGUCAAUCAGAUCAUGCAGGACCACUACGAUCGAUUCCUGGGCACCAGGGCUCCUUUCGUGGGCUUCUACUUUUUCCAGAAGCCCGUGGCUUUCAUCAUGGAUCUGGAGCUGGUCAAACACAUACUGAUCAAGGACUUCUCGAACUUCUCCGAUCGCGGACUUUUCUACAAUGAGAAGGACGAUCCCAUGUCGGCCCAUCUCUUCAACUUGGACGGACCUCAAUGGCGUUUGCUGAGAAGCAAAUUAUCUUCGAUUUUUACAUCCGGAAAAAUGAAGUUCAUGUUUCCCACAGUUGUGUCCGUGGCCAACGAAUUAAUUUCAUUUAUUCAUGAGAAGGUAGAAUAUGAAUCUGUCCUGGAAAUCCGCAACCUAAUAUCUAGGUUUACGGUGGAUGUGAUCGGUACCUGCGCCUUUGGAAUCCAGUGCAAUAGUCUGCGGGAUGAGAAGGCAGAAUUUCUCUACUACGGCAAUCGGGUUUUACUGGACAAACGCCAUGGUCCUCUGCUGCACGGAUUCAAGUACAGCUAUCCCAAGCUAGCCAAGAGAUUGGGCUUCAUGCUGACCCCUUCGCAUAUCCAUAAGUUCUACCAAAGGAUUGUCUACGAAACUGUGGCCGUGCGCGAGAAGGAGAACAUCAGACGGAAUGACUUUAUGGACCUCCUGAUAGAUUUAAAGAACAAAAAGGAAAUAAUACUGGACAACGGCGAUGUGGUUAAGGGACUGACCAUCGAUGAAGUGCUCGCCCAGUGCUUUGUGUUCUUUAUUGCAGGCUCUGAUCCAUCUUCCGCCACCAUACAAUACGCUCUGUACGAACUGACGAAGAACCAGGACAUCCAAGACAGGGUUAGGUGUGAAGUGGAGGAGGUCCUGGAAAGGCAUGAUCAGGAGCUCACCUAUGAGUGCCUUAAGGAUCUCAAGUACCUCAGUAUGGUGGUUGAUGAAACCUCUCGACUUUACCCUAUUGCAUCGCAUCUGAUACGAAAGGCCCACAAACGCUUUGUGGUUCCAGGACAUUCGAACUUUGUCAUAGAAGCUGGUCAAAUGAUCUUCAUUCCCUCAUCUGCCAUUCACCACGAUCCUAGCAUCUAUCCAGAUCCGUUUGAGUUUCGACCCGAGCGCUUCUCUCCCGAGGAAACUGCCAAGCGAACUUCGGUUGCCUGGCUGCCCUUUGGCGAUGGUCCUCGUAACUGCAUUGGGCUGAGAUUUGGUCAGAUGCAGGUUCGCAUAGGACUGGCUUUGCUAAUCAAGAACUUCAAGUUCUCUAUGAGCUCUGAGACCCCGGAUCCACUGAUAUUUGAUCCCAGGUCCGUGACAUUCACUGUUUUAAAUGGAAUUCCUCUCAGAGUUGAGACUUCGCUCUGGAACCUAGUCAUGGAACUCACCUAUAUUCUCUUCCAAGUAGCUGUGGCCUUGCUGGCGUUGGCUUCCUACUUUAUUCAUCGCAGACUGACCUACUUCCAGCGCCAAGGAACCCCACAUGAUGCUCCACAUCUGCUGAGGGGCAACAUGGAGGGAUUCAACAGCAGCCGCACCAUUCAGGAGAUCAUGCAGGAAUACUACAACAAAUAUAGGGAGAGCAAGGUGCCCUUUGUGGGCUUUUACUUCUUCCAAAAGCCUUGCGCCUUCAUUAUGGAUCUGGAACUGGUAAAACACAUACUGAUCAAGGAUUUCUCAAACUUCUCCGACAAGGGCCAGUUUUAUAAUGAGAAAGACGACCCCAUUUCUGCACAUCUCUUCCAUCUGGAUGGACCUCCUUGGCGAUCGCUCCGAAGCAAGCUAUCCUCCACCUUUACGACUAGCAAAAUCAGGGCCAUGCUUCCGGCAGUUGUCUCUGUGGCCGAUGAGUUAAUGGCUGUGAUGCACGAGAAAGCCAAGAGGUCUUCAGUCCUGGAGAUACGUGAGCUGGUGGCCAGGUUCACCGUGGAUGUAAUCGGCACCUGUGCCUUCGGCAUUCAGUGCAACAGUCUGCGGGAUGAGAAGGCGGAGUUUCUGCACUUUGGCAAGAGAUCUCUGGUGGAUAAGCGGCAUGGUCCCUUGCUCUUCAGUUUAAUGUUCAGUUAUCCCAAAUUUGCAAAACGUUUGGGCCUCAUACGAACGGCUCCUCACAUCCAGAAAUUCUACCAACGAAUUGUUUACGAAACAGUGGCACUGCGGGAGAAGGAAAAUAUAAAACGGAAUGACUUUAUGGAUCUACUAAUUGAUAUGAAAAACCAAGAAGAAAGACUGACCAUGGAGGAAGUCCUUGCCCAGUCCUUUGUGUUCUUUAUUGCCGGCUUUGAAACAUCUUCUUCUACCAUGGCAUUUGCUCUGUACGAGCUGGCAAGAAAUCCACAAAUUCAGGACAAGGUUAGGGAAGAAGUGGAGGAAUUCCUUGAAAAACACAAUCAGUUACUUACCUUUGAGAGCACCAAGGAUCUCAAGUACCUAAACAUGGUUAUAGAUGAAACCUCUCGACUUUACACCAUUGUGCCUAACCUGGAUCGAGUGGCUCUCAAGCGAUUCGUUGUUCCUGGGCAUCCGAAGUUUGUUAUCGAAGCCGGCCAGUCGGUGGUGAUACCCUCGUCUGCUAUUCACCACGAUCCCAGCAUCUAUCCGGAUCCCUAUAGGUUCCGUCCUGAGCGUUUCUCUUCUGAGGAGUCGGCCAAUCGUCCUUCGGUUGCCUGGCUGCCCUUUGGCGAUGGUCCUCGGAACUGCAUUGGGCUGAGAUUUGGACAGAUGCAGAUGCGCAUAGGUCUGGCUCUGCUGGUAAAGAAUUUUAGAUUCUCCACAUGCUCCCAGACCCAGGAUCCGCUAGUUUACAACCCCAAGUCUGUUGCUCUCAGCGCUGUUGGAAUUAAUCUUAAUGUUGAGGCUAUCUAGGAAAUUUUGGCACAUGCGCCAU